UGGCAUGUUCUUCCAUUGCUUUUGGUUGGUUUUGCCACCUAUCAAUUAGAUCGAACCAAUAUCUCUAGCGCAUUGACAGGGGGGUUAGCCACCGCGAUAUCUGUCAAUCAGAACACGAUCAAUCUCGGCAACCAACUCAUGUUCCUGGGUGUUAUCGUGCUGGAGAUACCUUCUAACAUCUUUUUACACAAGGUGAAUGUUCUCGAUAUGUUCCUAUUUGCGAUUGGCGCUCGUCGUUGGAUUGGUAGCCAGGUCUUCAUUUUUGGCUUAGUGGCUGCUCUACAGGUCCUGGUUCGAGGAAAAGUCGGCUUUCUUCUGACGAGAAGUAUUUUGGGUCUCUCAGAGGCGGGCUACAUCCCAGGUGCUAUGUUCACUUUGUCGACCUGGUACACGAAAGAGGAAAUCACUAAACGUAUUGCAAUUCUUUUUUUCGGAAUGUUUGGUGGCACAGCCAUCUCGCCAUUGCUCGGCGCAGGACUGCUGAGACUGAAUGGCAAAGGUGGACUAUCCGGGUGGCAAUGGAUUUUUCUAGUUGAGGGUGUCUGGUCCAUUGCAGUCUCUCUAAUGUUGAUUUUUCUCCUCCCAGAGAGAGAAUCAGUCACGCCGACCUUGGAGACUGACGAGAUCUUGCAAAGCAAUUCUUGGGCCAGCGCAGCACCAGCUCAGAAGAUCCCCCUUGAUAAUGUGUGGAAAACACUAAUCAAUAUACGCAAAUGGCCACAUUUCCUCGCAACGGCUUGCGUCUUUUCGACAUGGAGUCCCCUGACAACUUAUACACCCAGCAUUUUCAUAUCCUUGGGGUUUUCGCGGGUUCAAUCCAACGCUCUGGCUUCAGUUGGAACCUUGAUGACUUUACCAAUUGUUUUCUUCUUUGCUUGGCUGAGUGACAAAACUCAAAAGCGCGGGCUGACAGUCAUGAUUGCUAUCACAGCUUACUUGAUAUCACUCGUUGCUCUGAGGACAAUUGAACCACAUGUAGGCAAGUGGUCUAAAUUUGGACUCUGGACAACAGUCAAUGGCCUCGCCGUGGGAUACCAUCCCAUUCAUAAUGUGUGGAUACAAAUGAAUAGCUCAGACCCUGAGGAACGCAGCAUCCAU
Molecule: messenger RNA, 1098 nt
Organism: Penicillium atrosanguineum
Lineage: Eukaryota; Fungi; Ascomycota; Eurotiomycetes; Eurotiales; Aspergillaceae
Exons: 3
Biological process (GO): transmembrane transport
Cellular component (GO): membrane
Molecular function (GO): transmembrane transporter activity
Source: RefSeq, a predicted model, not a curated record